AUGUCGCAAACAACCCUGAGACUUGCAUUCUCAGCUGCCAGGCCAACGCGCCCGCAAGAUCCUCGACUGUAUAUCCAAGCCUGUCGGUCUAUCUCACACUGCGUCCGCAAACAGCCGCUACUCUACCAACGACUGCCUUUCAGACACUCUAAGCCAGUGUCUCCUGCGUCCACAAGAGGCUUUUCAAAUACAAGUGCUGCACAGGCCACCGUCGUGGCAAGAAACCCCCGCGUCGAUGAUGAUGGCAAGGAGAUGACGAUCGAGAUAUCAGAACGAGCUGCGAAGCGUCUGAAGCAGAUAACAAGCGCACCUCCUCAAAAGAACACACUUGCCUCAUCCCCGGCCACUCAAGACGCACACCUGCGCGUGACCGUAACUUCAGGUGGGUGCCAUGGUUUUCAAUACUUGAUGUCUCUCGAGGACUCUUCGAAAGUGGAUGAAGAGGAAGAUACGAUAUUCGCAGCUCAGGAUAGCGAAGGUACUGGGAAGGCACAAGUCGUCAUGGAUCAGGCAUCGCUCGAACUGCUGAAGGGAAGCACUAUCGACUUCACAACAGAACUGAUUGGCAGCCAAUUCAAGAUCGUUGGCAAUCCAAGGGCGACCAGCAGCUGCGGCUGCGGCACAAGCUUUGAUAUUGAGUAG
Molecule: messenger RNA, 642 nt
Organism: Exophiala spinifera
Lineage: Eukaryota; Fungi; Ascomycota; Eurotiomycetes; Chaetothyriales; Herpotrichiellaceae
Exons: 2
Coding region: 1-642 (213 amino acids)
Biological process (GO): iron-sulfur cluster assembly
Cellular component (GO): mitochondrion
Molecular function (GO): 4 iron, 4 sulfur cluster binding; iron ion binding; 2 iron, 2 sulfur cluster binding
Source: RefSeq, a predicted model, not a curated record